GGUCGUACUCGUGGGCCUCGCCUACGUGCUGCUGUCGCAGCUGGCGAUGACGUCCGUGUCCGCGUGGGCAUUCACGUACGGGGUGGAGUCCAUGGGCCUGCCCGAGGAGGUGGCUGCCUGCAUCCCGGGCGCCUUCUACUCGGCGAACCUGCUGUCGCGGGGCGUCAUCCUCCGGGCGUCGGCCUUCAUCCCUUCGUCCGGGCUGCUGCACUACGGGGCCAUGGCGACGGUCCUGGCUUCCCUGCUGUUCUCCGCGCUCGCGGCGCGGACCGCCGCCACGCCCAGGGAGGCGGCGGAUUCCGAGUCGAGCUCGCCCAUGGUACUGUUGCUCCUGGCAUGCUUCGCGCUGCUCGGUGCGGGAUUUAGUCCGUGCUACUCGCACACCAUGGUCGCGAUGCACAAGCACGGGGAGCUCAGCUCCAAGGACCUCCUCCGUCCUCGGCUGGUACCAGACCUGUGCCAGCCUCGGCAUCACUGGCGGCAUGUGGCUGCCCGGAGUGGUGCCCCUGCCGAGCGUGGAGGUGGCGGGGUCCUUGCUGAUGCUGCUCCUCCUGGUUGCCAACAGCCGCGACUUCCCGCGACGCGCGGACCCCAAUGCGGUCGAGGGCAAGGCGGCCUUGGGCGCCGAGACGUGAGAGGGGGGCAGCACCAGCACGCCCGAGGAGAAGCGGGGGCCACCGCCACCGACGAGAGGACGAAACCGCUGAUCAAGGAGCGAGGAUUGGCGACGGGCCCUAUGUCCACACGAGAUCGGCGCGCCUCGUCGCCAAGGUGAAGCGGCACUGGCGCCAUGCUUCGGGGAGUGCUCUCCCCGUUCGAGGGGGUUCUUGGACGACCUCUCGCGUGCUGGGCGGGCCUGGCGGAGUUUGGGGGGGUCACGAGGGGUCCUCCUCCGCCAGGAGGUCGCGACCCCCAGCUCUGCCCGGGAGGCAUGGCCAGCGUCUUGCUCGUUUUUCGUGCCCGCUCCGUGCCGGGCACCGCUGCGAGGGUCAUCUCUGCCCACGCGGCGACAGGCCGGAUUUUCAACCCGCCCGAGCGUGCCGUGCGAGGGGCCAUGCCGCCGAUGUCGACCCUGGUUUCGCCUGGUCUGGCCCGGUUUGGCGGCGCAAGCCGCUUGAGACAUCUGCGCAAUUUGCCCGGUUUCGCCCCUGGUUCGGCCCGGCUUCGCC
This is a messenger RNA of Prorocentrum cordatum, 1169 nucleotides long. The record is from the annotation of a GenBank genome assembly. NCBI's taxonomy places the organism in Eukaryota, Dinophyceae, Prorocentrales, Prorocentraceae.